AUGAUACCCCCAUAUCAGCUUCCAGCUUCCAUUGAUUUGCUUGAAGCCAUGACUGACCGGACACAUAGUGUGACAGUGGACGACCGGGCUCUGAAGCGCAAGGUAGAGACGAUGGAGCAAGACCAAGAGCUUUUGAUCCAGCUUGUCAGCGCCCUUCGCGAUAGCAAUGGACACCAUGUCUCUCACCUUGUGAAUAUGAUUCGGAGUCAUGCUUCAUUGCAAGAAAUCCGAGAGUAUAUAACAGACCAUCUGCAACUGGGUACAAUCAAGGACACGUCCGAGGUGAAGGAGCUUCGGCGUCAACUUCGCCUUCUCCUUGACUUGGAGGGACCAGCCUUAGAGUCACACAAGGCACAGCGGGUCGCUCACACUCGUCCUUUCAGCGUUCCCGCAAAGCCGUGGACGAUGGUCCAGUGCAACAGUGCGUUUGUCUCGGAGCUCGUCUCGCUGUGGUUUACCUGGAACCAUCCCAUGUUUCCCUGUAUUGACCGCAGCCUAUUCGUGAGAGACAUGCGGGCGGGGAAUUUGGCAUGUCAGUACUGCUCACCCUUCCUGGUGAACGCCAUACUAGCUGACGCUUGUGCAUUACUAGACAAUUAUACCUCCGAAAACAAAAGCUACAUCAACGACAGCUCUCUUUCCCUAGCUAAACGCUUCUAUCAGCAAGCUCAGGGGCUCCACGAGGAGGAGGGGCGACUCAGCUUGGCCACUAUUCAAGGAUUGGCCGUUCUAUGGAGAUGCACGUGUUCGUUCGGUAAUGACCAUCUAUCUCGAGUGUAUGAGGGUCGAAUGGCGUACGCGUUACGCGAUUUCUCCUCUUCCAUUCCAUCAGCUUCUCCACAAUCCAGCGAGAAUGAGCGGCAGUACGACAAUGUUUGUAACACUGCCAUUUGGGGGGUGUACAAUAUUCUUCUGGCAAAUCUGAUCUUAUACCAGCGUCGGCCAUUGAUUGGGAUUCCGCAAUGUGCGCGCCCGCUGGUGCUCCAUAUUGAAGGUCUCGCGAGCGAGCAUUGGGCUCCAUAUCCGAAUUCCCAGCCAGCUACUACAGGCCAUGAAUCGUGUUUAAUGAAUCGUCUCUGUGACUUGACUUUGAUUGUCUUUGCCGCAGGUCCUCAGCACCCAGUGAGUGCCGCGAUACUUACCAGUUGGAACCUUGCCAAUGCUGACGUGUCCCUCGUUGGGUAUAGCAUAUACUACCACACAAUCAUUAUCGCACUGUACGGCUCUUCGCAGAAAUCCUUGAAAAGUGUACAAAUGAACAAUGCCAGUACCCCCUCAAAUGCAAGAUCCGGAGCGAUGCGCCUUGAAGCGGCGCGGGAAGUAGCUCGGCUAGUUGAACUUCGUCGACGGCUAUGGGGUCUGGACCGUAUUUCUGCGCCCCUCAGCCAGUGGGUAACGAUCUCUCUGCUCACGCUGCUAGAGGACCUGUCUACACUGGAGAGCAAAGAUGCGUUUGUCAGCCUUUGCGUUGCGCUGCGUGUAUCGGCUCGGCGAUGGGAGCAUUCCAAGGGUCUCCUCCGGCUCACACAGCAUCUCGCAUCUCAGUCACGUUUGACUUUACCUCCGGAAACUAUUCCUCUGUACAGGGACUUCCAAGACUCGAAAUGGGGCCCAGAGGAUGAUGAGAAAUUCGGUGCACUGGCUCAGAGCUUUUGGAUGUGA
Aspergillus thermomutatus is the source of this 1662-nucleotide messenger RNA. RefSeq names its product fungal specific transcription factor domain-containing protein. NCBI's taxonomy places the organism in Eukaryota, Fungi, Ascomycota, Eurotiomycetes, Eurotiales, Aspergillaceae. The transcript has 6 exons. The coding region runs from base 1 to 1662 and encodes 553 amino acids. The record is from RefSeq and is a predicted model, not a curated record.